This is a messenger RNA of Fusarium tjaetaba, 2427 nucleotides long. Its product is annotated as Nit-4-like protein. The transcript is spliced from 4 exons. Lineage: Eukaryota; Fungi; Ascomycota; Sordariomycetes; Hypocreales; Nectriaceae. Gene Ontology annotation, molecular function: zinc ion binding; DNA-binding transcription factor activity, RNA polymerase II-specific; DNA binding. The record is from RefSeq and is a predicted model, not a curated record. Bases 1 to 2427 code for a protein of 808 amino acids. Gene Ontology annotation, biological process: DNA-templated transcription; regulation of DNA-templated transcription.
AUGUCUUCACAAGACAAUGACGUGAUGAUGGUCGCAGAUGACGGACCCAGUCAACGGCAACCCAAGUCGUUGGCAAAAGCAUGUACGGCCUGUCGGACCAAGAAGAUCCGCUGCGACGCUGCAAAGCCUGAAUGUGGGAAUUGUGUCAGUCAGAAACGCGAAUGUAUCUAUCGGAAAGAAACUCCACGAAAACGGCCUACGUUCAAUCAGAUUGGUAAACUGCAACGAGAUCUGGCAACUCUUAAAGUGUUCCUGUUGACUCUCAAGAGAAGCGGUCCGGAGGAGCGGCAGAAACUACUCAAUGAAGCCGUCGAUGAAGAUGGGGCUGUCAACUUGCUAGACUCUACUGCUGACCCUACUGGAGAGGCUUCAUCACGAAAAGCCACAAGUCAGCCAAUUGGUAGAGGUGCCACUACACCAAUAGUAUCAUCAGAUGACGAGCUAAAUAUUGCCAACUUUAUAUCCGUCGAUGAUGCCGGCACAACAAACAGCUUUGGUCCAUCGUCUGCUCUUCACAAUCCUGCAAGAAACGAUAAAGGAACACCAUCAUCCCGCCAAUCUACAACAACAGAGCAUGUCAAGAAUGAAUUAAUAGCCAAUGCCGCUUUGCAACGGCAUCUCGAGCAUAGACUUACCAGACACACAACAAUUGCUGGGGAGCCAACAGAACUUGCGCUCCAUCUGCUAAACUUGCACUGGGCUCGCCAGCAUCACACCUUUCUGCUGACAUAUCGACCGGCCGUAAUGAGAGACUUGGAAUGUUCAGGUCCAUACUGCUCUGCUUUCAUGCUCAAUGCCAUCUUCGCAUGCUGUAGCAAGUUCUCUCCACGACCUGACGUCAGGGACGACCCGAAUGAUGCCUCCAGCGUUGGCCGUCGUUUCUUUAAGCGCUGUGAUGACCUUCUCAGCAGUGACUCUCUCCUCACAAGACCGCACAUCUCCACAAUCGUUGGACUUGUUCUUCUGGGCUCGACUUAUAAUGCUCGCGGAGAAACAUCGAAAGGCUGGCUGUAUACCGGAUACGCCCUACGGAUGGUUUAUGAUCUUGGCCUCCAUCUUGAUCCGAAGCAAACUACGGAAGAUCCCGAAGAGAUUGAGAUCCGGCGACGGGUCUUCUGGGGCGCUUUUGUUUGCGAUAAGCUUCAGAGUCUCUAUAUGGGUCGUCCAGUGGCUAUUAAUCUGCGGGACUCACAAGUCUCUCGGGAAUUCCUUGACUUGUACGAGGAAAUGGAGCCAUUUUAUCCUUCAGCCUUGGCUGCAGGCUCGUCAUCCAGACUUGAUGAAAACAUGGGCGAUGCAAUUCCAAGACAUUCCGUUUCGACUUUCCAGCAACUAUGUCUCCUCUCCAAGAUAAUGACGACUAUCAUCAAUCGCUUCUAUGUGGUCGGCGCCACGUUCUCAAAUGCUCAGAUCGAUUUACAAAAGAUUGAGCAAGCGUUGCAGCAGUGGCGAGACAAGUUACCGUCGGAGCUAGAUUCCCAACCGUGGUUGUCCACGAGCACUGCGGUACAAACACCUAACAUCAUGGUUCUUCACAACGUCUAUCACUCCCUCAUCAUUCUUGUCCAUCGGCCAUUUAUCUCAGAUGAUCAUCUCCGAUCCACUGCCACGUCAGGGCGGUCUUGGGAGCAAUGCACUGUGGCAGCAAGGUGCAUCACCAGUAUAGCCUCAGUCUACAAGUCAACCUACGGGCUUAAUGGAGCUCCUUACGUUCUCGCGUACACGGUGUAUGUGGCGUGUACAGUCCACGUCCGUAAUGCAGCUUCUCAGAGCCAGACACGUGAUCACUUAGCAAUGCUCAAGUCUAGUCUAGAGUGUUUGGAUGAACUAUGUACGGCGAACCCGGGUGUUGCAAAGCCUGCAAAGAGUAUCAGGCGUUUGAUAGAGGCGAACCGACUGAACCUAUUGGCAGAAAUUACCCCUCAUGAUCAAGCCGAUAUGUCGUUCGACUUGGAUACUAUUCAGAGCACGUUUUCGGUUGCUGACUGGUCCAACACGGGAUCUGAUAUGUUCCACAUGGGAGACUUUGAGAGCUUCUUGUACGACUACCUGGCCAAACAAGGGAUAUAUAAAGUGCACAUGAUUGGCUCGAUCAAGGCGAGUGAAGUGGGUGACCUGGAUAACGGGGGCCACAACGGAGUUGCAAAUACCCAGAUAUCGGACUUUGCAGGCCUAUCUCUUGGCCAGCGCCCCAAUGUAGUCCUGCUGGACGCUGGCACGAAUGAUAUGGGCAAUUACAACGAUGCAGGAGGUGUUGCAAGCCGUCUGACCGAUCUGGUUGGCAAGGCUAUCAUGGAGUGCCCCGACACUGCUAAUAUUGCAGCUGCAAUUAUGACUGGCAGGCUGAUUAGAGAGGAAGCUGUGUCGUUGUGCAAAAAUUAUGUUCUAGAUUCGCAAUCUCCACUUGUUAAGCUACUCAGUCCUUGA